This is a messenger RNA of Passer montanus (Eurasian tree sparrow), 3096 nucleotides long. RefSeq names its product putative protein TPRXL. Lineage: Eukaryota; Metazoa; Chordata; Aves; Passeriformes; Passeridae. Bases 260 to 1459 code for a protein of 399 amino acids. The transcript has 3 exons. The record is from RefSeq and is a predicted model, not a curated record.
AACAGAAAUAAAUGUCUUUGUAUGCAAUAUAUACAUAUAGAAAGAUACAUUUACAUAUAAAUAGGAAUGUAUUUACAUAAAUUUAAUUUUUAUAUGAAUAUACAAAUAGAGGAUUUAUUUUAAUAUAAAAAGCAGGGGAAUGUUGGGAGCUGCUGGAUUUUACUUAAUUGCCCUGCUAGAUUUUAAUUAAUUGCCCUGCUGGAUUUUAAUUGCCUUUCCUGACUUAAAUUCCCGUCCCUGAUUUUAAUGCCACGGAAAAAUGUGGAAGAGCUCAGAGAGCCUGGGAAGGGCACCUUCGUGCCAGGAUUUGGUCCCAAACAUUUGGCAAAUAUUUCCAAAAGAAAACAAAUCCCAAACAUCUGGAAAGCCCCAAAUCCCUAAAACACAGCCUGGGUGCCCUUGGAAUCACACCACAACAGGAAUGUGCUCCAGAGGGACCUGGGCUGGCCUGGGUGCUGGGAUGGACAAAUCCCUGUAUGGGAUUCCUGGGAAUUCCCAGCAGGGGAAAAGAGCAGCUGCCCAAAAGCCCUGGGAGUGGGCACAGGGAGAGGGAGAGGAGCAGCUGGGGGAGGCUGCAGCCAAACAAGGCAGCACCAGGAAUCCCAGUAUCAACACCAGCACCACCAGUACCAGCAGUGCAGCCAGAACCAGCAGCACCAGCACCAGAAAACCCAGUACAGCCAGAACCAGCACAACCAGAACCAGAAAACCCAGUACAGCCAGAACCAGCACCAGCAAACCCAAUACAGCCAGAUCCAACAAACCCAGUACAACCCGAACCAGCACCAGCAAGCCCAGUACAGCCAGAACCAGCAGUACCAGUAAAACCAGCCCCAGCAGCCACCCAGUCACUGCUGACUCAUUUUUGGCCGGAGCUCCGGGCGCUGCUCCGUGGGGUUUUCCCUUCCUCCUCUGCCACCAAAUUACCCAGCCCCCCAUGACGUGGGGCUGCAGUUCCAGGAACUGCUCAGCUCCCCAAACCCCAGUUUCCAGACCGAGCCGGGAGCUGCUGGUGCUGCUGGGAGUGCUGGUGGCACCCACAGCCUCGCGCCGGCAGCGGGACACGGAUCAGGCGCCCGGGAUUGCCAGGCUGGUCCCCUCAGCUCGGCACCCUGCACCCCACGAAACUCAUCCUGAAGCCAUUGCCUGCCCUUCCCAUGGAGACAUUUAUCCAUCCCAUGGAGACAUUUAUCCAUCCCACGGAGAUAUUUAUCCAUCCCAUGAGGCACUCACCGGAUCCACGGCUCCUUCCCCACAUCCUCCAGAGCGUCUGAGAUGGGGAGAGGGAACAUCCAGGACUGGAAACAGGGAAUCACCUACGGAGGAAGCAGCACUGGGAAUGCUGGAAGCAGGAGAAGAGUGGGAUUUCUGCCCCUUUGCUCCCAGGUUUAUGCCGAGGCAGCUCGGAUGCAGAGGGUUUGGCACUGAGUGCUCCAUGGCCGUGCCAUGGUCCAGCUGAGCAUUCCAACCUCAAUCCCUGUCUUCAGGACCUGCUGGUGGCUUUAACCCUUCCAGCACCAUCACUGCAGCACAAGGAAAAACCCAGCAGAGCCUGAGGGAGCUGACAUGGGAUGAGCGACGGCCUGGCUCAGCUGAAGGAGGAAAACCACCCAAAACCAUCCCUUUUUUUGUCCUCAUCUGUGCCUUUCACCCAUUUCUCAUCCAGCUCCCUUGGCUGAGACUCCAGGGAUCACAAACCUCCAAAUGAACCCAGGAACUGUGGAAUUCUGGAGGCGUCAGAGCACCACACUGGCUACAGUGGCACCAAAUGCCUGGCUACUCCCCCCAAAAAACUGGGAGAGGGAUGCUGCUCUUUGGCCAGUGCUUCCCACCGACAUCCCUGGAGCUCCUCCCAGCACAGCACAGGCUGGUGGGAAAUGCCCUUUCUGGAAAAAAUCACACCACGAGCAUCCUAUGGGAAGGAGGAACAUGAGGAUUGGGAGUAUUUUCCACUGUGGUGGGAAAACACUCAGCCUGCUCCCUUUCCACCUUUAUUUCCACCCCCAAUAUUGCAACAAAACAGGAAAAUGUGCUGGAAGUCAUCAACAUCGCCCUGGAAAAUGCCAAAUUGCCAGCCCAGCUUCCAGAUCCAACUCUCCAGAAACCCCUGGAGCGGCUGUGACCUUUAGGGAACGCCAGAAUCAUCGCCAAAAAUCCCAUUUUCCUUUUAUAAAGAAAGGGGUGGAGACUGCUCCCGCUGGAUAUUCCCAGUGGGAUGGAGCUGCUGCAGGACUCAGAUCCCCAAGAAUCAUGUCACACCGCUGCCUGCAUCACCUGUGGGGUUCAGCCACAUCCACCUGGGCAACGCAACGCCCCGAAGGAUCCCUCGGGAUGGCUGGAAUCCCACGGGAUCCGGCUGCUUUGCCGGGCAUGCCGGCACCUGCCUUCCCGCAGAGCGAACAAACAAGUUGCUAAGUCACAGCAAAACCAUGAAAGCAAAACCACAGAGCCCCAGAGCGCCUCUGAGUCACUCCCCGGCCGCCGCCACGGCCCCACAGCCCUCCCAAAAUUCGCCGCCACCUGCAGCUGCUGAUCCCUGCUCCAAGGGGCUGCUCCAGAGGCGCUGGGAAGCGCUUCCCAGCAGGGAAAGCCUCUCUGAGAGUGCACAGGAUGGAUGGAGGAGCCGAGGUGAGGCCCAAACCAAGCUGGCAGCCCCCACUCAUCCCUUCUCUCCUGUGAGAUGAGAUUUUAAGAAAUCCUCACCUGGAUUUUGUGUGGUUAUCGAGCGGUGCCGAACAGCGGCAGGGCCGGGGCUGGAGCCGAGCCCCGGGCUCCGAGCGCUCCCGGGAUUAGUCACCGGUGGCAGCGGCGCGGCUGACAUGACUCACGGAGGUUUGGCCGCCCAGUAAACCCGGGAUUUUCGGGUUCCCGGCUCUGGGGUUGUCCUGGGGACACCUUUCGGUAACCGGGGCCCGGUUCUCAGCCGCCGCCCGGCGCCGCUGCUUUGCCGUGGGAUUCCCGGCAGCUGGAAUGGCGGGAUCGGCCCCAAACAGCCGUGUCCCGUUUGUGCCUGACUGGGAAUUGCCAUGGAAGCAUGGGAUGCAGCCGGGUGACGGCGGGCCCGGUGGCGAGGCCGACAGAGGUCACUGUUGCCGA